Molecule: messenger RNA, 1552 nt
Organism: Apis laboriosa (Himalayan honeybee)
Lineage: Eukaryota; Metazoa; Arthropoda; Insecta; Hymenoptera; Apidae
Exons: 4
Coding region: 102-1442 (446 amino acids)
Source: RefSeq, a predicted model, not a curated record
AGUAACAAACUAGUUACAGUUUUUUUUUAUUAUUUUAAAAUUUAUUAGUAAAGUAUUUAAGUAUUAUUUAAGUAUUAUUUUAUAAAAUAAGUAUUUAAACAAUGCAAAUGAAAUUCGCUUCGGCAAUUUUUGUUAUACUGGUUGCAGCCAGUCCUCUGAACGCUUAUAAAAUCCCAGCCACUGGUUCUGGUGCCCUCGCCAAGGAAUUUCAAGACUUUAUAGACUUGAUUCCGCUCGACCAAAUAAUCGAAGUGACGAAGACGUACUAUGCCCAAGAUACGCAAUUCCGUAACAUUAUUCAAUUGAUGAAAACUGAAGAAUUAAAACAAUGGAUGCUAGAUAUCGAAUCGGUUCCCGAAUUCAAAUUACUGAUAAAUUACAUUCAGAAGAACGGUCUCGAUAUUUAUUACUUAGUUAAUGAAUUCAACAAAUCUUUGAAACUUCCGCCUCUUGUCAGUGGAAUCAAAGCUCUUUUCGGUUCUUUCGAUAAUAAAAUCACUGGUGGUUUUAUCGGUUAUUUGAUUGAUAUUGCUGCUCUUGUACCAAUAGAGAAAUUGUCUAAUCUUUUCACUGAGAAAAACAAAAAUUCCGAGGUAUUCAAGGCUUUCAUAGCAGAAGUAACUUCGUCUAAAUAUUUCGAUUUUUACAACAAUAUUUUCGAGGAUAAACAUUAUAAGAAUUUGGAAAAUGAGGCCGUAAAAUUAGGCAUAACUAGAAAUGAUUUCCAUACUUUUUCUCCUAUCUUUGUUUUCGUUGCGACAGCAUUCAAUAUGAUGAAAUUCGCUUCGGCAAUUUUUGUUAUACUGGUUGCAGCCAGUCCCCUGAACGCUUAUAAAAUCCCAGCCACUGGUUCUGGUGCCCUCGCCAAGGAAUUUCAAGACUUUAUAGACUUGAUUCCGCUCGACCAAAUAAUCGAAGUGACGAAGACGUACUAUGCCCAAGAUACGCAAUUCCGUAACAUUAUUCAAUUGAUGAAAACUGAAGAAUUAAAACAAUGGAUGCUAGAUAUCGAAUCGGUUCCCGAAUUCAAAUUACUGAUAAAUUACAUUCAGAAGAACGGUCUCGAUAUUUAUUACUUAGUUAAUGAAUUCAACAAAUCUUUGAAACUUCCGCCUCUUGUCAGUGGAAUCAAAGCUCUUUUCGGUUCUUUCGAUAAUAAAAUCACUGGUGGUUUUAUCGGUUAUUUGAUUGAUAUUGCUGCUCUUGUACCAAUAGAGAAAUUGUCUAAUCUUUUCACUGAGAAAAACAAAAAUUCCGAGGUAUUCAAGGCUUUCAUAGCAGAAGUAACUUCGUCUAAAUAUUUCGAUUUUUACAACAAUAUUUUCGAGGAUAAACAUUAUAAGAAUUUGGAAAAUGAGGCCGUAAAAUUAGGCAUAACUAGAAAUGAUUUCCAUACUUUUUCUCCUAUCUUUGUUUUCGUUGCGACAGCAUUCAAUGUGUAAAUAACAAUGCUUUCGAUUAAUUAAUUGAUUGAUAAAUUAAUUAACUCAUUUUUAUCUUAUGUAAAAAAUAUUUAAAAAAAAAAGAAAUAAAGUGUAUACUAUAUUGAAAA